This is a messenger RNA of Amblyraja radiata (thorny skate), 9332 nucleotides long. It is a transcript of the gene piezo1, whose product is annotated as piezo type mechanosensitive ion channel component 1 (Er blood group). Lineage: Eukaryota; Metazoa; Chordata; Chondrichthyes; Rajiformes; Rajidae. Gene Ontology annotation, molecular function: mechanosensitive monoatomic ion channel activity. Gene Ontology annotation, cellular component: membrane. The transcript has 53 exons. The coding region runs from base 526 to 8202 and encodes 2558 amino acids. The record is from RefSeq and is a predicted model, not a curated record.
GAAGUUGCACAUUUCUGCAGCAUUUAGAAGCGCCAACCCUGGCUGAACACAAUCAGCCGAGCAAGUUACUGAACAGUAAAUGUGAGUUGGCUUGCCCGGACUUUGUUGGCAAUCACCGAGAGGAACAAGCCGGGCAGAGAGAGGUUUGGACCGAGCGAGCAGGGGGCGAGGUGAGCGGGCUCAGCAGACCCGCCCCCGGUGCUGGACGAGCCAGGGCGGGGAGGGGCUGGGCUGGGCUGGGCUGGGCUCUCCUGAGCCAGCCACAGAAAGUUUGUCAAAUGCUCCUCACUUCUUCCCCCACGAUGGGAGAUGCAGAGAGCGGGAGUGCCCGUUGACGUGUAAGCCGCGGUGUGGGUGUGAUGUGAGCAGUCGGCGGGACUGUGUGGAUGAAGCGAGCCGACACACGUGUUGGCGCUGCCCGGCGCCCUGGGCGAUGACAGCCGAGCCCGAGUGAGAGGAGCGCUUCACAGCGGCGAUGACUUUGGCCGCGGUCUCCUGACUGGUGCGAGGUGGACAGUCGGCGGGAUGGAGGUGCAGGUGCUGUGCUGCCUGUGCUACUGGCUGCUGCUGCCGCUCUCCCUCUUGGCGGCUUGCCUCUUUCGCUACAACGCCUUGUCUCUGAUUUACCUGCUUUACUUGUUGCUGCUUCCACUGUUCUUUGGUCCCAGUGAACACACUGUGAGAGGCCACACUGGUCGUCUGCUCAAGGCACUGCUGGGAACAAGCAUUCUCUUCCUGUGUGCGCAAGGAGGCUUUCAGGUCGCCCUGUAUGUUUUGAAAGAUGAGGAUUUGUUGGGCUAUAAUUGCAGCACAUGGGAAACCCUGUCCAGACACAUUGGAGUUACCAGGCUCAAUCUGAAUGAUAUUGCAAACAGCAUUCGACUGGUGGCUCCAGAUUUGGGAAUAUUUAUCAUCAGUUGUAUCACGCUAGUUUUUUGUAGUCGCUUGACUAAGAGAAAGAAGUCAAUCCUGAGCAAGGACGCAGUCAGCAGUGAGGAAGAGGAUGUGGAAGAGGAAGGUUCUGAGUUGGAAGACGCAGCAGAGGAUGAAGAAGAUGCAGCUGAGCAGGAGAGACGGAGACAAGCCCGUUUGGCCGCAUUGGCACGGCUGCGAACUGCGGCACAAAAGCUUCUUGAAGCGACAGGGAAAAUUGUGGCCAUUCUCCUUUUGGCAUUAGCUGGAAUUACAGUUCCAUCUGCAUUCUCUGGAGUUUAUUAUUUGCUUUUCAUUGGAAUUUGCACAUGGUGGGCCUGUCACUUUCCAAUGAGCCGUAUUGGAUUUAACACAAUAUGUGUUAUGGUUGCGUUUUACACUGCAGGCCAUAUCAUCUGCCUGUAUAUCUAUCAGACUGCAUUUAUCCAGGAGAUGUUCCCCUCUGAUGGACUCUGGUCGAGAUUGUUUGGCCUGAAGGAUAUUAUCCACUCAAACUGCAGCCAUCCUCAUGAGCUUGUCCUCAAUGUGAAUCAUACAUGGCCAGCGUUUGCAAACUUUGCAGUGUUGCUGCUACUUUAUUACUCUGUAGCAUCACUGUUGAAGCUGAAGAAAAAACCAGGCCCCACAGAUGUGGCUCGGAAGAAUGGCGAGGAUGUUGAACUGGUAAAUCUUGAGCCUUGGCCAAUGAAACAGAAUGAAUCUGAAGAUGAAGCUAAACCAUAUAAAAGAUUUAAAACUGGAACUUCAUGCCAGUUUUUGUCCUCUGAUCUAUUCGUCAACCCUUUUUUCUCAAUUACCUUGUUCAAUGAUGGUAACCAAAUGAUCCAAUGUUGCAACCUGCCGGUGGGGAUCACAGGUGAAGGAGACAGCGUCACUGUGCACGUCAUUGGUGUACCAGGGCAGCCGGAUGCAGUUGAAACUUUGAAUCACCCUCCCACACUUGCACCGAGAUACUCCCAUUCACUGCUUCAUGGCCUCGGGCACGUGAUGAUGCAACAGAGCUACAUCUGCGCUCUCAUCAUCAUGAUGGUUUGGAGUAUUACGUUUCACAGCUGGCUAACCUUUGUGCUUUUGAUUUGGGCUUGCCUGAUCUGGAUUGUCCGUAGCCGGCGACACCUUGCCUUGUUCUGCUCGCCAUUCAUUCUGCUGUAUGGGAUCUUGCUGUGCAGCCUGCACUAUGUUUGGGGAAUGGACUUGACUGAAGAACUUCCAACCAAAAUCGGAUUUGUGGUUCUGAAGCAGCUGGGCCUAGCCCACAUGGAGGAUCACUGCCUCAGCCUCGGCGUCAUGCUGUUGUAUACGCUCACGUUUUGGCUCUUAUUGCGCCAAUUUGUCAAAGAAAAAUGCUUGAAGCACAAAGAGGUCCUGCUGAAGGAAGUAACUGUGCCUGAACCAGGUCAGGAGAAGAACGAUGUUUUGAAAUUACUUGGCGAACUCGUCAUGAGUUUCUAUGCCAAGUACUGGAUUUACAUUUGUGGAGGGAUGUUCUUCGUGGUCAGUUUCGCUGGAAGAAUAGUGGUCUAUAAAAUUGUUUAUAUGUUCCUUUUCCUCCUUUGCCUGUCAUUCUAUCAGGUCUGUUACUUUCUGUGGCGGAAGCUGCUGAAACUGUUCUGGUGGCUAGUUGUUGCCUACACAAUGCUGGUGCUCAUUUCAGUGUACACCUUUCAGUUUGAUGACUUCCCACAUUACUGGAUGAACAUUACAGGAUUAACAGAGAAACAGUUAGGUGAUAUGGGAUUGGAGAAAUUCGGUGUCAGUGAGCUCUUCUCCAGCAUCCUGAUCCCUGCCUUUUUCCUGCUGUCCUGUAUUCUGCAGCUGCACUACUUCCACCGCUGUUUCAUGCAGAUCACUGACUUGGAGCACGUACCCACAAAGGGAAGUGGCCCACUGCAACGGCUGAAGGAAAAUUUAGUAGCGCGUUCUGAGGAAGCGGCUGAACUCCUUGGGAACGGGGCAGCGGAAGGCACAGACAGCGAGGACAAUGAACGCCCAGUGGCAGAGGAGAGCAGGCUUGAAGGAGAAAUUGCUGGCAAUAAAUGGGGCUUGGUUAUUGACCGCCUCUUGGUACUUUUCCUGAAAUUCUCCAAAGUCCUGAAUUCCAUCCAAGUGAAAAUUUGGAGGCUCCUUGAAUUACAUAUGAUGAAGCUGGUGGCACUGUUCAGUGUGUGGGUCGCAUUAAAGGAGCCGUCAGUCAUGAACUUUCUCUUCAUCGUCCUCUGGGCACUUGCGAUGCCGUUCGCCAAGUUCCGACCAAUGGCUUCCUGCAUUUCCACUCUCUGGGUGUGCAUCAUUGUGGUCUGCAAAAUGCUGUAUCAGCUGAAGAUUGUAAACCCAACCGAAUAUUCCAGCAACUGCACAGCGCACUCUCCAAAUGAGACUAAUCUAAAAGCGAAUGAAAUCAUGCAUUCUGGUCUGUACAGAGGGCCCAUAGACCCGGCCAACUGGUUUGGAUUCAGAAAAGAAUUUCCUGUUCUUGCCUACCUCCAAGAUCAUCUUCUUCUGCUAAUGUUACUAGUUUUUGAGAUAACUGUGUACCGGCACCAGGAGCACUACCGCAAGUAUAACCAGAUGGCCAGGCCCACCACCAGUACAUUAUUCCCAGAGAUCACUCGGCAGCACCUCGAUCAAAGUGUUGCCAGCUGUGCCAAGUAUUUCAGCAAUUUCUUCUUCUACAAGUUUGGUUUAGAGGUUUGCCUCAUUAUGACAGUCAAUGUGAUUGGGCAGCGGAUGAACUUCCUUGCGAUCAUUCACGCUUGCUGGUUGAUUGCCGUUGUGACCAGACGUCGACGGCAGGCGAUAGCCAGACUCUGGCCCAAGUACUGCAUCUUCCAGUCCCUUUUCCUGCUGUGCCAAUACCUAUUGUGCCUCGGAAUUCCUCCAGCCCUCUGUCUAGAUUACCCAUGGAGAUGGCCAUCCCCGAUCACCAUUCACUCUAGCCUCAUUAAAUGGUUCUAUCUGCCGGACUUUGUGGUUACCCCUAGCUCCAUACAUCUUUUCUAUGACUUUCUGUUGCUGAUGUGUUCAUCCCAUCAAUGGCAAGUAUUUAUUGAUGAAAGGAAGGAAGAAGUUAACACCAAAGCUGGUGAAAAUACAGAUAACCCAGAUCCCAUGACGGGCAAGGAUCUGAACCCAGUGCCAAACUUCUUUUACUGUCGAUGUUACCUGGACAUGAUAAAAGCCGUGGUCUUCCGAUAUCUCUUCUGGCUCGUGGCAGCAGUCAUCUUCGCAGCCGGCUCCACUCGAAUAAGUGUAUUUGGUCUGGGCUAUCUCCUUGCUUCCUUCUAUUUGCUUUUACUCGGUCGAAGACUUUUACUGAAGCCAGCAGCGAAUCGUUUAAACUUUUGGGAUUGCUUAAUUAUGUACAACAUUACUGUGAUGAUUGCAAAGAAUAUGCUCUCGCUCCUGGCCUGUGUCUUCUUGAAGCAGCUCCAAAGUAACUUCUGUUGGAUGAUCCAGUUAUUAAGUUUGCACUGCACUAUCAAAGGCUACUAUAAUGAGAAUGAUUUAAAGAAUCCAGGGUGUAGUUUGCCCGUGGGUGAAGCUGGCGUUCUCUGGGACAGCAUCUGCUUCUUUUUCCUUUUGCUUCAGCGCAGAGUCUUCCUCAGCUACUAUUUUAUCCACGUGACGGCUGACAUGAGAGCCUCCAAGCUGCAAGCCUCCAGGGGCUUCCAACUAUUCAAUGCCAGCAUCAUCAAAAACAUGAAUUUCCUGUGUGAAACUGAGAUGAAGUCCAAAGCACAAAUAAAGAGACAAAUGGAGAGAAUCCGGGGAAAACAGGAGAAAUACAGGAGAGGUGAAAGAAAUCCCAAUGAUCCCAGUGAAAAAGAUGAAGAAGAUAAAGAACAAAGUGCAACGAAAGAGAAGUCCCAGGAGAAAAGGAAAUGGUGGCAUCCCUGGGCAAACCACACGAAAGUGCUUCAAUCUGGAGACUAUUAUUUGUUUGAGUCGGACAGUGAGGAAGAUGAAGUAUGUGUGCAGGAAGAGCAGAAGCCUCCCAAACACAGUGCCUUCCAGAUGGCGUACCAAGCCUGGGUAACAAAUGCAAAAUUGGCCUUAAAGAAUAGAAAAGAGCAUAAAAAGCUACUUCAGAAAUUUAAACAUGAUGCUGAGACACACAGGCGGUCACUAAAAGGAGUAAAAGAAAGAGAUGAAGCUUUGCAACAGCCCUCAAAUGAAGAAGAAGUGGAGGAAGUAGACGAAGAGGAGGAAGAAGAAGAAGAAGAAAUUAAAUCUAAGGCUAAUGCAAUACAGCGUCUAACGUAUAUUCUGAGAUUUCUCUGGGUCCUGUUCCUAGCCAUGGUUGAUGGAUUGACACAAUGGCUAAACACUGUCGCAAAGCAAUAUCUUGAUACCUUCACUGUUCUGUGGAUAGAGCGCUAUCUAUUGACACAGAAACUUGCCCAGGGUGAGGGAAUGCAAGAACCUCUAGCUGGUUUUAAUGAGACAUCAGAAGAUGACAAUCGGCCACAGCAGCAGAACAUGGAUCCUGAAGAAAUAACAGCGGGAAGUAGUCCACAACUCAAUACCGCACCAAGUAAUUCGGAAGAAGAUCAAGAAGCCUUGGUGACCUGUGACAAGAGUAAAGCAGUUCCCGAGAUCAGUAAAAUCAAAGGAAUUGAAGAACAAAGUCUGGCUGUAGAUUCCCUGGAAUCGGCCGAAUCUGUCACAGUCUCAGAGGAGACAAAUGUCUAUCCCAUCGCCCGAUCUAAAACUGCCAGCGAGCUGCUUGCAACCAGCCACUACUACAUUGAAGAAUUGGAAGAGUCGAAGAAGUUUUAUGACUCCCAGAAUCGCUUGUUGAAACUGCUGUUUGCAAUGUACUACAUUGUUGCCGCUAAAUCUGAUCUGGCCUGCUACUUCAUCAUUAUCUUGAACAAUCUGACGUCGGCCUCUGUAAUCACACUCUUCCUUCCAAUCCUCAUGUUCCUCUGGGCAAUGCUCUCCAUCCCCAGGCCCAGUAAACGGUUUUGGAUGACGGCAAUCAUCUACACCGAGGUGAUGGUGGUCAUUAAAUACUUGUUCCAGUUUGGAUUCUUCCCGUGGAACAGCCCCCAUGUCGCUUUACUUAAUGAAGACAAACCAUUUUUCCCAGCACGAAUCCUUGGCUUGGAGAAAAUGGAGAGUUAUGUUAAAUAUGAUCUGAUACAACUUCUGGCACUCCUGUUCCAUCAGUCACUGCUAAAGCGGUAUGGAUUAUGGGAUGAUCAAGAGGAUCAAAAGAAAAAGGAUAAUGCAAAAGACAAGGAGGCCGUGCAAAAACCACCAGCUGUGAACCUGGAUGAUGCUGUGGCUGAAGACGACCACAUUUCUGUCUUGCAACCAGAGCAGGAAGUGGAAAAGCCUGGCUUUCUCUUCAGGAGGAGGAAGCAAACCAAAGUAAAGGAAAGUUCAUCCCGAAAGCCGAGGAAGAAACGCACCAAAAAGGAAAAGGCGAGCAAGAAACUACUUGAAUUUUGGAUGAAGCUGAAAAACUUCCUUUUUAAGAUGGUGCAGAGUAUUUGUAGGCCUCUGCGCAACUAUUUCUACAGCAUUCUACAUACAAAAUGCCGUGCGGCAACGGAUGUAUACGCACUCAUGUUUUUGGCUGACGUGGUAGAUUUUGUGAUUAUCAUCUUUGGAUUCUGGGCAUUUGGAAAGUAUUCAGCAGCUGCCGACAUUGCAUCCACACUGUCUGAUGAUCAGGUUCCUGAAGCUUUCCUGGUGAUGGUGCUUGUUCAGUUCUCCACAAUGGUGAUAGAUCGUGCUUUAUACCUGCGCAAAACUUUACUGGGAAAGCUCGUUUUCCAGAUAAUCCUUGUGCUCGGGAUACAUAUCUGGAUGUUCUUCAUCAUACCCGUAGUCACAGAGCGAAUGUUUAAUCAGAACACAGUGGUGCAGCUGUGGUAUUUUGUGAAAUGCAUCUACUUUGCCUUGUCGGCGUACCAGAUCCGCUGUGGAUACCCAACCCGCAUCCUCGGCAACUUCCUCACCAAGAAAUACAAUCACGUCAACCUCUUUCUCUUCCAAGGUUUCCGCCUGGUGCCGUUUCUGGUGGAGCUCCGUGCUGUGAUGGACUGGGUUUGCACAGACACCACGCUCUCCCUGUCAAACUGGAUGUGCGUGGAGGACAUCUACGCCAACAUAUUUAUAAUCAAGUGCAGCCGUGAGACAGAAAAGCGUUAUCCACAGCCUAAGGGUCAGAAGAAAAAGAAGAUUGUCAAGUAUGGCAUGGGAGGCCUCAUCAUCCUUUUCCUCAUCUGCAUCAUCUGGUUUCCUCUUCUCUUCAUGUCGUUGGUCAGAUCGGUAGUCGGUGUAGUGAAUCACCCGGUCGAUGUGACAGUCACAGUUCAACUUGGUGGCUAUCAGCCCCUGUUUACAAUGAGUGCACAGCAACAUUCACUUAAACCGUUCGACCAAAAGGAUUAUAAUAACCUCUGUUCAAUGUUUGAACGCAAUCCAGCUGCUAUGCAGUUUAUUUCACUCUAUGGAUAUAAGGAUAUCAUGACUGCGCAUAUCGAGGGGAGUUCGGGGUCAUUGUGGAGUGUGAGUCCACCCAGUCGCCAGGCAAUGAUUGCUGAACUCAAAAGCGAUGAAUCCGUGAUGACGCUUCGCCUUAUGUGGAAUUUUCAGAGAGACUUGAGUCUAGGUGGAGUCCAUGAACACGCAUCCGAGAAGCACAAUAUUGAUCUGGAACCGGAGAACCCUGUGCGUGAGCAGUUGGCCGGUCUUCUCCUGGGAACGCGCAAGGAACCAGUAUUGAUCUCACAUAUGCUGCCAAAGUACAUCAGAGCUCCAAAUGGCCCAGAUGCCAAUCCUGUUGAACAGAUAAAUUCAGAGCAUGAAAACAAUUAUCUAAACGUGACGAUGGAACUGCAAAGGCACGUUGGCAGGAAUGCAAAUGAUCCGGACGGAAUCUUGGAAUGGUGGGUGAUCCAGGCCAAAACUGAGGAGUGUAAACAGAACGAGUGUAAUGAACUGCAGAUGGUCAUCUUUAGUGACAAGGUCAGCCCACCAAGCCUUGGCUUCCUCGCUGGACACGGAAUAAUGGGUCUCUACAUCUCAAUUGUGUUGGUUGUCGGGAAGUUCGUGCGAGGCUUCUUCAGUGAAAUCUCCUAUUCCAUCAUGUUUGAGGAGUUGCCUUGUGUGAAUCGUAUCUUAAAACUCUGCCAUGAUAUUUUCCUUGUGAGAGAGAACGGAGAAUUGGAUGUGGAAGAAGAGCUCUAUGCCAAACUGAUCUUCUUGUACAGGUCACCUGAAACCAUGAUCAAGUGGACUAGAGAGAAGGAUUAAGAAGCGAGUUUCUUUCUUUCUGCUUUGGUCCCUUCUUUCUCUGCCACUCUCCCAUUUCCUCUUCACUGAGCCAAGUUGAACCCUGAUUGACCUGCACACAGAAUUACCUCAGAUUGUCACAAAUCUCUCGUGCCUGCUUUAGCUGAUUAUAUUUGUUCCUUGGAGAACAAUCUUCCUUCACUAGUUUUAAUGAAAUGAACGUAAUGCCAUGGUAUGCAAACACUACUCCUGGAUUUGGAUUUAAACCCUGAAAUGAACCAGUGGCAGUGUCGUAUAUUUGAAGACUGCGUGUUGAAUGGGGAAGAAACUGGGCUGUCUUGUUUUUACCACCUGCUUGCAUCAAAAAUGUGUUUUUUUUAAUCAAAUACUGACUUUGGCUAGUCAUUUAGUUUGAGUCAGAAUUGCAGGGCAGGUUAUUUAUCCAGGUCAACUGGGAAAGCUAAACCUGUUACCUGUUUCAUGGGACUUGGUGAAACGUGAAGAAGACUGACUAUACGGUUCUACUUCCUGACCGACAAAAGUUUCACAACGUUCAGUUCUGCAAAGAAAUCACAAGGAUAUGGAGACCUUGUACAUCAUUGAUACAUUUUUGAUAUUUUUAAAUAGAUUAUUUUUGGAAAACCUGCUUACCAGAAGAUCAUUUAUACAAAAAUAUUAUUGAUGACUUGAAACACUCCCUGAGGAACCUUCAUUAAACGUCACACGUUGAGAAGAAUCAUUGAAUGUUUGUCAGAUUGAAUUCUUGAAGCCGGGCUGCUUUAGUGAGGUUACACCUUUAGCAGUGUGGCACUGGGACAUCAUAGCUAUGCCAAAGGAACAUCAUGUUUAUUUUACACACUUUCAAACUGAUGAAUUUGUGGCCCAGUGCAAUUUCUCAAAAGUGCCUGCGAUUCUCAUUAAUCUGGCUGCAAUAAUUGUAAAAUUACUAUUUUUGAGCAGCUUUAAUGUUCAAUGGGGCUUUUGUGCAACAACCCAGUCAUCCAACCUUUUACUAAAGGUCAAGUCGCAGUUGAUUCUAAUUACUGGAUAUCCAUAUAUAUAUUAUAUAUAAAUGAAGAAUAUUUGUAAAGGAAAUGAAAAUGAUAAAAAUGAUACCUUUUUCUAAAUUAAAGAAGUCCUUUGAAUGACUA